AUGGCCUCAACACCGGUGUUGGCUUUACCAGACUUCUCUCAACCAUUUAUUGUUGAAUGUGAUGCAUCUGAUGCGGGGUUGGGAGCAGUGCUACAACAACAAAAUAGGCCCAUCGCUUAUUUUUCUCGCCCAUUGGCUGCCAGGCAUGUCAAACUUCCUGCUUACGAGAAAGAAUUGGUUGGGCUAGCCAAAGCAAUACAGCAUUGGAGACCUUAUUUAUGGGGAAGGAGUUUUAUAAUUCGAACUGAUCAUUACAGUUUGAAAUUUUUGUUAGAACAACGUAUUAUAACUUCUCCCCAACAACGUUGGCUGAGCAAAUUAAUGGGGUUUGAUUUUACUGUUGAGUAUCGUGCUGGGCGCGAAAAUGUGGUUGCUGAUGCAUUGUCUCGCCAGUAUGAAAAUUUUGUUGUUCUUGCUGCAGUUUCUACUCCUCAAUUAGAUUAUUUGGAGGAUAUUAAGGCUGCAAUUAAUUCUUCUAUUGCCUUACAACAGCUUCGUGAUCAGAUUUUAAAUGGAGAAUUAAAAGAUUAUUGGUCUUUCAAAGAUGGACUGCUUAUCUACAAAGGCUGA
Molecule: messenger RNA, 570 nt
Organism: Striga hermonthica
Lineage: Eukaryota; Viridiplantae; Streptophyta; Magnoliopsida; Lamiales; Orobanchaceae
Source: the annotation of a GenBank genome assembly